Molecule: messenger RNA, 1417 nt
Organism: Drosophila serrata
Lineage: Eukaryota; Metazoa; Arthropoda; Insecta; Diptera; Drosophilidae
Biological process (GO): regulation of transcription by RNA polymerase II
Molecular function (GO): RNA polymerase II cis-regulatory region sequence-specific DNA binding; DNA-binding transcription factor activity, RNA polymerase II-specific
Source: RefSeq, a predicted model, not a curated record
GAGCAACGGGCACACUAUUCGGCAAUCAACAAAAACACAAAUAUAAACAAUAAGUUUCUGCAUAUUUACGCCGUCUAGAAAAGAUAAUCUUAAAGCCCUUGGGCGCACCAAGGAGUUUUAAAUCCAAUUAAAUGGAGGUGAAAAGCUGUCACGAUGCGCCAAAUGGGUUUGGAAUAAUUCAAUCCUACGAUACGCUCUACUAUCAGGAUGAGGAAGAACUACGAAAAAGGGAAAAUCAACUGGAGGGAGAUAUUUACAACGAAACGGCAACUCAAAGAAGAUUCCACCUACUUGAGGAAGUAAAGGACGAGCCUAUUGAAGAGGAGGAUCGCCCUCAGCUCUCAAAUCUGUCCAGUUAUCAAGUGAAAAAAGAGGACCUAACAAAUCACAUUCAAAGCAGUUAUCCUGCCAUUUUUAAUGUCAAAAAUAAUAACAUGGAGGAGCCACAUCCGUUCCAGUGUCCCGAUUGCCCAAAGUCCUUUUUACAAAAAACAAAGCUUCAGCGACACGUCAAGACGCACUCAGGGGAAAGACCAUACACAUGUAGCUACUGCCAGGCGUCCUUUUCACGAAGCGAACACCUUCAGCGACACGUUCGGAAACACACAGGAGAACGACCCUACAGCUGUACCGUAUGCCAGUCGGCCUUCACACGAAAGGAGCAUCUCCAGCGACAUACAAGGACGCACACCGGAGAACGACCGUACAAGUGUACCUAUUGCCAGGAGUCUUUUCUCAAAAAGGAACAUCUCCAGCGGCAUUCCCGGAUCCACACAGGAGAACGACCCUACCAGUGUAGCCAUUGUCACGAAUCAUUUUCUAGGAGCGAACAUCUUCAGCGGCACGUUCAAACCCACAAAGGAGGAGAAUGACAGAGUUGGUCCAGAAUUGAGGCUGUAUCUUUACAAUCAGUCGGGGACUGUCCAGGAUCCUGUCAAAUUUGUUGACCAAUGUUUUCCUGCCUUUAACAUAAGUUUUCGAAUAACUAGUUUUAAGGGAAAUUGAGCGAAGAACAGUAAAGGGAAUGAGGUUUAUGAGGAAGCGUCUAAAAAACUGAAUUAUUAUUUGAAUAAUGAUUAAUCAUAGACGAUCAAGGCUACAGAUUUAAAACUUUUGAAAACACAAACAAUAUUUAAACAGACUUUAUCUCUAAAAAACAGGAAAAUAGCAAUACUCAUUGUUUUUGUUUUUUAAUAUUCAUUUCAGUCAAAGGGUUGUAGUUCCUUAUUAUGAAUUCAAGAGAACUUUUUACUUAUUUGUAAUAUAAUAGUUUACUUCACAGUUUCAUUUUGUUCACACACUAAAAAACAAUUGGUCAAAAAGAUCACAAAAGUUCACAUAGCCACAAUCUGAACAGAUAACCCAAAGGAAUGUUUCCAAACAAUAUUAAAGCAAUAUUUCAAGACUCUUCGGUGUA